This is a messenger RNA of Penicillium subrubescens, 747 nucleotides long. RefSeq names its product alpha/beta hydrolase. The transcript is spliced from 2 exons. The record is from RefSeq and is a predicted model, not a curated record. The coding region runs from base 1 to 747 and encodes 248 amino acids. Lineage: Eukaryota; Fungi; Ascomycota; Eurotiomycetes; Eurotiales; Aspergillaceae.
AUGGCGAAGCCUACCAUCGUCUUCGCCCCUGGCGCCUGGUACCCACCAACAGUCUUUGAUGGGAUCACCAAGAAGUUGAACGAACAUGGCUACAACUGUCACACAAUCGCUUUCCCUUCCAUCCAACAAGCUACCACAGUUCAAGACUUGCGGCCAGACAUCGCGGCAGUGCGAGCAAUCGUCGAGCCAGAGGUCAACGCCGGCCGAGAAGUGAUCAUUGUUUCUCAUAGUUGGUCUGGCCUCCCGGUUGCUAGCGCACUGGAUGGCCUGGAACGAAGCGACCUCGAGAAUGCAGGAAAGAAAGGGGGCGUGAUUAAGCUGGUUUACCUCGCUGCUUUUAUCCCGCAGGUUGGCGAGAGUCUGAUCAGCGCAUUUGGUGGGACCCCGCCGCCUUGGUAUGUGCUGGAUGAACAAAAUGGCACCGUGACAGCCAGCGAUCCAUUCGCACUAUUCUUCCACGAUGUACCCAACGGUCAGGAAUGGGCCCAGACACUCCGACCACACGCCUGGUCCACCAAGAACUCACCCGCCACCAGCGCUGCAUACAUGAAGAUCCCGUCUUUAUACUUGCUAUGCGUGGAUGACUUUGCUAUCCCGCUUGCCGUGCAGCAGUUGAUGGUGGAUCGGGCCCAGCGAAAAGGUGCUAGCAUUGAAACGGAGAAAAUUAAUGCGGGACACUCGCCGUGGCUGGUUCGCCCUGAUGAGGUGGUGGCGCAUAUUCGAAAGCAGGCGGGUGAGGAGUUUUAG